CUUGUACAUACGACCACAGGGUGUGGAGAACAGGGCUUCCCGUCCGCUCAGCCGUACUUAAGCCACACGCCGGGAGCGAAUCCCUUCUGUUGUAUGUUUUUGAUAUCUAAUAUCUUAUUAUCACUUUCGACUCCGCAUCGUCCAUUUCGGCUGUUGCUGCCACACUCCCCAGUUCAACCUUGGUUCAUGCCGAGCCCAGUUGUUGGGUUACCGUCAUUCAGAUUGUCCCGCAACGACCCGCAGAAUAUGGGGUUAUAUUAUUCGAAUGAAUGUCCUUGUAACUGA
Aspergillus ibericus CBS 121593 is the source of this 285-nucleotide messenger RNA. The record is from RefSeq and is a predicted model, not a curated record. Lineage: Eukaryota; Fungi; Ascomycota; Eurotiomycetes; Eurotiales; Aspergillaceae.